GCGCGCAGAGGGAGGCAACUAAAAACUGGAGACAACGCGAGCUUAUCGGUCGGCCUGCUCUACGUCCUGAGAAACCGGCUCCCCAAGGUUUCCUUGCAUGAGGGCGGAGUCCGCUCCCCACCCGGCCAAAGUGUUCAGAUCGCUCAAGAUGGUGGCUGCGAAGGCUGAGGCCGGCAGGGCUGCCACCGCCUACUUCCGUCCAGCCAGACCCUUGCCCUCGCUGGUGACAGUCCUGGCGCUGGGAUAUUUCGCGUGGGUUGUCUUCUGGCCUCAGAGCAUACCUUAUCAGAACCUAGGGCCCCUGGGCCCUUUUACCCAAUACUUGGUGGACCAUCAUCACACCCUCCUGCACAGCGGGUUUUGGCUGGCCUGGCUGAUUCAUGUGGGAGAGUCCUCAUAUGCCAUGGUAUUGUGCAAGUCUAAAGGCAUCACAAAUGGUUGGGCUCAGCUGUUCUGGUUCCUACAAACUUUCUUAUUUGGGAUAGCAUCUCUCUCAAUCUUGAUUGCUUAUAGACCAAAACGCCAAAAACAAACUUAAAGAAGAUAUCUAAAAACUUUCCUCUAUGCUUUGACAUUCAAAUCUUACCUUUUAUUAUUUUUUAAAGAUUUAUUUAUGCAUACAAGAACUGGAGCCAGAGGUGUGGGGGGUGAGAGAAUUCACCAGAGACAGGGUGGGGAAAAGAACAGGCAGAUCGACAGAAAUACCCAGCUAAGGGGAGCAGCAGGCCAGUCAGGAGAGGUCUGCUGCACCAAGUGGGUAACUCCCUGGCCGGGGAUUGAACUCGUGCUGCAGUGGCUGCAGUUUGCUUCAUAGGCUGUGUGCUAACCCCUUGCACCACCUGGGAGACCCCAAAUCUCACCUUUUAGGGGGAUGUUGUGUUUACUUGAUCUUUCUACUUUCUAGAAAGUUGAAACCCUCUAAUUCAUUAUUCUUACAUAUACUCUGGUUGAGUUUAAGUAGAUUGUAGGAAAAGAUUUUAGUUUUCUAGUUCUUCAGAUGAGUCUUUUGGCAGAGGGCAUCCUGAGGUCCGUCCUCUGCUGUGUGGUGCUCUCCCUUUGCCUUGUUUAAACCACGCACUGAAUGUGCUUGUUGGUGCCUCUUUGCUCUACCUUCUGGUUAAACACCUUACCCUUAGCACCACUAUCUUAUCUCUCCUUUCCCCAAUUUUUUUCUCCUUUGCAGAACCAAGAUAAAGUGACACUUCAUUUUAACAUCUGCAUUCCACACACAUAUUUAUUAGCUACCUGCAAGACAGGGACUUACCUGUGUAACCCUCUUAAACUUCCAUUUCUCACAGCGAGAAAGAUGAAGUAAGCAUGUGCCUGGAAAAGGCAGUGAGUGAUCACAUAGAGAAAUGAAGCACACCCCGACAGCCGAAGGGAAAGAACUGGGUCAUGUCUUCCCUGCUCCUGCCAGCAGGAAGUGACCCUUCCCUCUGAGUGGCCCCUGGGGCACAGUGUUCUGUAGGGUGCAGGGGUCUGAUGGCCACUGGUAGAUAGAUUGCUCCUUCAAAUCAGGACAACUGCCAGCUUUAUUUUUCCCUUCAGCCCCUCUCCCACUGCCUUGCACACAGGUGUUCUAUCAGUAUUUAUUGAACAAAGCACAGAGACUGACUUUACAUUCAACUCAUUCAGAAUCAUUCCAGUUUUCAUGUGACAGUUUUAACACCCAUUCAGGGUACCCUCUUCUCAAAAGUACAAGGCUAACGUUGUCCUUGCAUCAUUGUUUCUGUGGGUUCCUUGGUAGGAAGUCUGUCUUUUUCACACCUUCUUAUUCUUAGCCAUUUUCUCCAGAUUCUGUAGAUGUCUCCCUCCAGUUUUUACUCAACAUAAUCAUUCCUAGUCUAGAGAGUGUAAUCCAAGAGUUAUGCAGCUAGUUACUACCUCUCCAUUUACCUGGUAAUACUGACUGGUUGGGGCAAGAGAGUUAUUGACUCUGUUUCCUGGCUCCGGUAGAAUGACUGUCACCCCUAAGAUCCAUUAGGGCUCCUUUCCUGGGGGACCACCUAUGUGAGCGGGGCUUGUUACUUGUUUUAAGCAAAUAUUUGUGAAUAACAGACCCUCCCCCCCAAAAAAACAAGGUUCCAAGUAAAAGCAGUCCUGAAAGAUUAAAGAUUAUAAGUUGUUUCUGGUGGAGGAAUAAUUUCUGCAAUAAUUUCUAUCUGUUUUCCCUCUGUUUCUUAUGAUUAAAAGGUUACUUUUUGGUAAGGAAAAUGAUUUUUGAUCAUGAAGCUAAAACUUCAUGGAAAUCCAGCACAGGAUUAAAUGCAUGGUCCUUACCAAAGAGAAAAAAGACUAACAAUACUACUAAGGCUACCAGGGACAAUUUGGCAGCUUGUUGAAUGAAAUGGAUUAACUUGAAUAAAACGCUGUGAAUUCUCCAAUCAAAUGGUGGCUAGAUUUUGUUUGUUUUUUUUGUAUGUCUUUUGGUUAUCACACAUUUGAAAACUUUGUACCGUUCAAACAUCAGGGUUUUUUGUUUUUUUCUUCAAAGAUUUAUUUAUUUAUUUAUACAUGCACUGGGU
This is a messenger RNA of Talpa occidentalis (Iberian mole), 2525 nucleotides long. RefSeq names its product transmembrane protein 254 (gene TMEM254). Bases 98 to 538 code for a protein of 146 amino acids. NCBI's taxonomy places the organism in Eukaryota, Metazoa, Chordata, Mammalia, Eulipotyphla, Talpidae. The record is from RefSeq and is a predicted model, not a curated record. The transcript is spliced from 4 exons.